Molecule: messenger RNA, 709 nt
Organism: Malaya genurostris
Lineage: Eukaryota; Metazoa; Arthropoda; Insecta; Diptera; Culicidae
Exons: 4
Coding region: 57-626 (189 amino acids)
Source: RefSeq, a predicted model, not a curated record
CAGCCAUGCUAAACGAAACAGUUUUUCAGGAAAAAAAUUGAUUACUAGUUUUUACGAUGAAGCGUGCUCUCCGGAAAACUCUAAUUGCUUUCGUACCCGUAAUCGCUCAUGCCUGCUCGCUCAACAUAGUGGACCAUUUCGGACGAAACGCUGAAACAUCGAAAGUUUUACAACCGGAUGUUGCUUCAUUAAUGUUUGUCACUGCCACCAGUAUCAUCUUCGCCACUUGGCUAGGGAAUACCAUCGAGACUAAAACUUCACGGGAUUUUUUACUCACCACUUUUGGGAUCUUCUGGAAUGCAGCGAGUUGCGAGCUUUUGUUGCGAUUGUUAUGGAUUCCGAUUCAGUAUUUUAUUCGCUAUUUGAAAGAUAAAAAGAUAUUGGCCAUCAUCGUCCGUACGGCAUUCUGCUAUCUGCAAACAUUUGAAAAAACCCGGAAAUGGCUAUCGAAUAUGACCCAAAUCUCCCAGGAAGAAACAGCUUUUAUACUUGUUCGUAAUGUUAUCGCCGCUCUCUAUCUACUGGGAACACUGUACAAACUCCAUUAUCUAUCGAAGCUUAAAACAUUGCGAGUACCUCGAAAAUCAGCACAAGUUAUGGGGCUUCACUCUACUCAACUGGAAUAAAUUUGCGUUAUCAGUAUUUUCAAAUAGUAGACAUCGCUGUAGACUUCAAUUAGGAAAUAUAAAAAAUGAAAAUCAGUUUGCAU